This is a messenger RNA of Schistocerca serialis cubense, 2598 nucleotides long. RefSeq names its product protein Mo25 (gene Mo25). NCBI's taxonomy places the organism in Eukaryota, Metazoa, Arthropoda, Insecta, Orthoptera, Acrididae. The record is from RefSeq and is a predicted model, not a curated record. Bases 451 to 1461 code for a protein of 336 amino acids. Gene Ontology annotation, biological process: intracellular signal transduction. The transcript is spliced from 8 exons. Gene Ontology annotation, molecular function: protein serine/threonine kinase activator activity.
UCGGAAAUUUUCCUGCCAUAAAGAAGUGUAUGUUACACUUAUUAUGAAUUAAUUUGAUAAUCGUGACGUAAAGCUGCAAGACGUUGUACCUACGUUUCUAUGGGAUAGUAUUUCGUUGUGUAAUAGACAAUAAAGUGGGCGCUGACUAUCCGAAGGUCGAAGGAUUUAAUGUCUCAGUUCAUUUGGUAAACGAUUCGUGUUUUAUUGUCAGCUAGUUACUGAAUUUGUAGCAUGACUUAUUGUACGUAAAGUGCCGCAGAAAUUAUAUCCGACUUCGAGGAAGUUUACGUUCUGAGUUGAAAUAUUUGUGAAGUCUGGACAAUUACGUUUUUAUACAAGACAACCAGUGUUAAAUGUGUGUGCAGCGUAAGAGAACAAACUCCAGAUUAUAGGAAAUCUGCUUCACAUGCGGCUUAGAGUGUGAUAUAUUGGGAUACAAAACAUUUUACAAUGCCCUUGUUUGGUAAAUCUCAGAAGAGCCCUGCAGAAGUAGUUAAGGCGUUAAAAGAAGCCGUCAAUGCACUGGAACGAGGAGAUAAAAAGGCUGAAAAAGCACAAGAAGAUGUCAGCAAGAAUCUGGUACUCAUUAAAAAUAUGUUGUAUGGGACAUCAGAUGCAGAACCACAGACUGAUAUAAUUGUUGCACAACUAGCUCAGGAACUAUAUAACAGCAAUUUACUGCUUCUGCUGAUUCAGAAUUUGAAUCGCAUUGACUUUGAGGGAAAGAAGGAUGUCGCUCAAGUUUUCAAUAACAUACUACGUCGACAGAUUGGAACUAGGUCACCUACUGUGGAGUAUAUAUGUACGAAGCCAGAAAUACUUUUUACUCUUAUGGCUGGGUAUGAGCAUCAAGAAAUUGCACUUAAUUGUGGAACAAUGUUAAGGGAAUGUGCACGAUAUGAAGCACUAGCAAAAAUAAUGCUUUAUUCAGAUGAAUUUUUUAACUUCUUUCGAUAUGUUGAAGUUUCAACAUUUGAUAUAGCUUCAGAUGCCUUUUCGACAUUCAAAGAACUCCUUACACGCCACAAGCUGCUUUGUGCAGAGUUCUUGGAGUUGAAUUAUGAUAAAGUCUUUUCCCACUAUCAGAGACUUCUGAACUCUGAAAACUAUGUAACACGUCGACAGAGUUUGAAAUUGCUCGGUGAACUUCUGCUGGACAGACAUAAUUUCACAGUUAUGACAAGAUACAUAUCGAAUCCUGAUAAUUUGAAACUAAUGAUGAAUAUGUUGAAAGAAAAAUCCAGAAAUAUUCAGUUUGAAGCCUUCCAUGUUUUCAAGGUAUUUGUUGCAAAUCCAAACAAACCGAAGCCAAUUUUGGACAUAUUGCUGCGAAAUCAAGAGAAGCUAGUAGAGUUUCUCACGCGCUUUCACACGGACCGAUCAGAGGAUGAACAAUUCAAUGAUGAGAAGGCAUAUCUUAUUAAACAGAUAAAAGAGCUGAAGCCUUUGGCAGACCACUAACAGCAGGACAAUCUGGCAGUCUAGUGUUAGAAAAAAAGUGCAUAUUAAUAUUGCAAACAAGAAAAGUUGCUUCCAUUAUUUUGUGAACAUACAAAACACAGGAAAUAAUGUUCCACAAAUAGCACCUCUGUUCCCAGCUUGGCAAUAGAGAUAUGAGGGUUUCACAAAACAUUUGACACAUAUGUGAAUUUGGCCUGCGUGUGUGGGUUCUUUAUUUGAAAUAAACUAGUCCCACUUAAACUACUGCUGCUACUACUGCACUUCCACUGUGGAAAAUUUUCACAUCUUUUCCAAGCUCACCAAGAUGGAAAGAUCUGAAAGUUUGCUUCUAGAGCUUUAGCAUAUCUAAACUGUUGAAGUUUCUCUUCUUUUUUCCUGUUUUAGUGGGUGAGUAGACACAAAUAUAACUGGAUACAAUAGCAUAUUUGAAUUGAUUUUAAAUCUUUCAUUGUAUUAGUAUUUAGUUGCAGAAGUGAAAUUAAUAAAAUUUAUUAAACUUAUUUCAUAUCUGCUGAAGCUAAAUUAUGUUUGUUGUUAUUGUGAAAUUAGUCCAUAAGACUUUGAGUUAUUGAUCAUGUUGGCUCAUACAAUGUUGCUUGAAAAGGAAGAAGGAAAAUCGAAAACCUAUGUUAAAAUAACUUGUUAGCUGUGACUGAAACCAGCAUCAGUUAUAAAUUUUAGAACAGCAACUAAAAUUUUUAAGAAGCAUUAUGCAUAGUACAGCAAUGGUGCAAUUACUGUUGUACAGUAGUGCUGAUCUGCAGUAUCAAAAUAAUAUUGUUCAGUUUUUAAGGACUUAUGUUGAUUGUGUUUUAAUGUAUAUAUGAUUGUUGUCUUUUACUUGUAGUUCUGUAUUAUAAAACUAAAUUUAGUAUAAACAUUUUUAAGAGAGACUUUGUUACAGUCUGGUUGAUUGUGACAGUGUUUGUCUAUUGACAGUAUAGAAAGAGCUGUUUUUAACAUGGACUUAAAACACACACAUUUGCGAAAAAUUCAUCAGGAUGAUUUUUUUAAGAGAGAACAAUUUUUGGAAAUAAAGUGACCCAUUUUGUUUCAUACAUCUCCCUUGCAAACAUGUGCUUUAUAUUUAAAAAUGUGGGAGAGAUUUGAUUGAAAUAAACUACUGUCUGCAGAUAA